Molecule: messenger RNA, 1600 nt
Organism: Octopus sinensis (East Asian common octopus)
Lineage: Eukaryota; Metazoa; Mollusca; Cephalopoda; Octopoda; Octopodidae
Product: CD63 antigen-like
Exons: 9
Coding region: 181-1236 (351 amino acids)
Cellular component (GO): membrane
Source: RefSeq, a predicted model, not a curated record
GGAUUAGACUGAGAGCUGAUGGGAAAAUUUAUAAUGUUAAUCUUUACCAGCAUUAGUAACAGUUUGUAAAAGUCAAAGCUAAUACCCAACUACUUUGGGUCAAAUUGGAGGAUAUUGGUGUGACUACAUCGCGGAGGCUGCAAACAGCUCUUUUGAAAGCUUUCUUUGUGAGUGAGAAAUAUGGCUGAUGAACAAAAUCAAAAUGCAGAGCAAAAGCCACGAAGACGAAAGAAGGCCAAGAAGCAAAAAAUUAUAUCUUCCACCGGAACCACCAUCUUUAUGAUAAUAAAUGUUUUCCUGGUUAUAAUUGGUGGUACAUUGAUCCUAGGUGGAAUCAUUGUUAAAUAUGGCUCAGCCAAAAUGGAAGUACAGUUACAACCACUUUACAAAACAAUGGCAGAGGCAAUAUCUGAAGCAGACAUGCCAGAUUUUGGCAGAUAUGUUGAUAUCACACACAAGGUGGCAUUGGGAUUCAUUGUAACUGGAUCAUGUCUUCUCUUCAUUGCUCUGAUAGGUUGUUGUGGUGGUUGUUGCCAAAAUAGGACAUUACUCAUUCUGUAUGGAUUUUUGUUAACAUGUGUGAUGGUCACAGAAACUGGUUUUGUUAUAUUGCUGUUUUCGGUUAAGAAAGAAAUGAAAGACUCUAUGAAAGAACCAAUGAUUGCCAAUCUGAAAAACAUGUAUGCUGGUCCUGAUCAAGAAGAUGUAACUUCAUAUGGUUGGAAUUUUGUUAUGUCUACGUUCCAGUGUUGUGGAAUCAGUAACUACACAGAAUUUCAUCAUGCCAAAAAAUGGGACCGGAGAACUAAAAUUAGGGGCAUGCAAUAUUUGAAAAUAAUUCCUGAUACCUGCUGUUCUCGCAGGGUUGAUAUUUUAAGUGAAAAACGGUUCAAAGAAAUGACUGACACAAACUGUACUAUUAAUCCAACUCUUUCAAAUUCAUAUAUUGGAAAGAGUUGUUGGAAUACAAUACAGUCUUUAUUAAACGAACAGAGUGGACUGAUGAUGGGAAUUGGUGUAACAGUGCUAGGAUUUGAGAUUCUUGUCUUUGUUAUAUCGCUUAUAGAAGCCAAUGCAGGUACAUUCACCAAAGAAAAAAAGGCUUUAAAAUGCCGGAGAGGAUCCUGGAACUCUUUGAAAAAAUAUGGUUCUGAUGGCUGCGGUAAAUAUUUACCUGUGCAGAGGUAUCCGAAAGGGAGUAAGAAAGUAAAUCAUGGUUUGGAGACUCUGUUGUGAAGCAUCUGAUCUGCUCAAAUUUUUGGCAAUAGAACAAUAGGCAAAAAACAGACAAAAUUAUACACUGCAGCAGAGGUCCAUAGUCUGAGAAACUAAUGACAGGAAUCCAUCUUGAGGAGGUGAACACCAACAGCAUUGAAACUGCAAAACAAGAAUGGCAUUAGAGAUAUCAAAAUGCCGAAAUACAGUGUCCUAUAACUGGCAAGACAAAAUGUCAUGAAAGUAUGGUGCAGAAGACCAUGUUGAUAAAUUGAUCAAUGCAUAUAUAUAUAUAUAUGUGUGUGUUUUACAUUAAUCUCACAGCAUCUGAAUGUGUGUCAUUAUACAUUCUAUAUUGAGGCAUAAAUCUCUCUACAAAUGCAAA